UCUCGUCGUAAACGUAGACGUUGUCGGUGAUUUUUAGUAUUGGCAGUCCCUCCGUAGAACGAACUUCGUAAGAUCGGCUAAUUUAUUGAGACGAUCUUUUCUCGAAUUAUUAUAUUUUUUUUUUUUUUAAAAUCCCGAACAACAACCACAACAACGACUCGCAUUAUUCUACUUCGCGUUCUUAAUUAAUUUCUUUUUUUUUGGUUUCGAUAUCGUUUAACAUAUUCCAAGUGUUUUAUCCCUUUUUUUAUUUUCGUCCUUAUUAUUUACUCGAGAAAUUAAAUUUAAUUUUUGUUCAUAUUUCAAAUCAAAAUCAUCGGAUUAUCGGUGAAUAAUCGACGACGGUGAAGAUAAUUCGAAAACGGGGAAAAAUCUCUAAACAAAUAUAAGAGGAUUAAAGUAACCAAAAUAAUACAACAACAAGAACAAGAACAACCUAAAAGUGUGAAUAGUAGAUAUUCAUUUAUUAUUCGUCUAAUAUAAAAGGGUGAAAAGAAAAAAUACGGAGAUAAUUAAAAAGAAAGAAAGAAAGAAAGAAAGAAAAAAAAGGAUAAAGAGAAAAACAAUAACGGGAAAUAAUUAUAACGCGAGAUUAUUAUCGUUAGGAUGGAUGUGACGGAUGAUCGUUACGAUUCCGUCGCAACCGAUUACGAGGAGGAUAGCAAAUUAACCGUGGAAAAUAAUAAUAAUAAUAAUAUUAAGAACGAGGAUGACAAUUCGUCGCCCACGGUCGAGGAGACCUACGAGGUCACAACUACAAAACGUAAGACCGUUCGCACCAGCUAUAAAAUCCAAGAAACUUCUGCGUCAACCAAAACAACCACCAUGACAACAGCCGCUAAGCUAUAUGGCAAGGAUUUAAGCGAAUAUGAAGAUGUCGAUGUCGAUGAAUUGCUGGCGCAGUUAACACCUGAAGAAAUUAAUAUACUUGCCAAGGAAGUCGAUCCAGAUGACAGUUUUAUGCCUCCAUCACAGCGUUGCAGCUAUGAGUGCGACAAGAGCCCGACGGGUCCUCUUAACCGAAAGAAACUCAUCGAACACAUUAACAAACAAGCUUUGGAAACACCGGAUAGACCAGAAUUAAAACCCUAUGUACCUGGAGUUAUUAGAGGAAAAAAAUGGAUCCCACCUGCUCAGGACAGCGCGAAAGAAAAAGAAGUGGAUGAGCAAAUUGCGAUAGAUCUUGGCGAAGAAUACGAACAAGCAUUGUCAAAUGCGUCUCAAGAAGAAAUUAUUGAUCUUGCAGCCAUUCUUGGGUUCCACUCUAUGAUGAACCAGGAUCAAUAUCACGCAUCUUUAUUAAAUUCUGGACAGCCUGUUGGAUUGGGAUGGGAUGGAGUGACAAAAGCUAGUCAACCAAAACCUUACCCAAUGGAACCGCCUAAUGAUACGGACGUUGAUGCAACUAUCAAACAAGUUAGAGAUGACGAUCCUAAGCUAACCGAAUUAAACUGGAAUAAUAUUAAAAAUAUCUCGGACGAGAAAUUUAUCCAGUUGUUCGAAGGAUUAGAAGGAAAUACCCAUCUCGAGUCUUUGAGUUUAACAAAUGUUGGACUUAACGACAAAACGGCCCAAAGGUUGGCAGAUGCCAUGGAGAAAAACUCUACGCUUAGAGUAUUAAACGUGGAGACAAAUUUCAUAAGCCCACUUGUGAUAGUUAGGCUCAUUAGAGCCCUUUUAAAAACCAAAUCGAUCGAAGAAUUUCGAUGUUCUAAUCAGAGAUCACAAGUUUUGGGUAACAAAAUUGAAAUGGAAAUCACACAAUUGGUCGAACAAAAUCCAACGUUAUUACGACUCGGACUUCAUUUCGAGUUCAACGAUGCCAGACAUCGCGUGGCUGCACAUUUACAACGUAACAUCGAUAGGAUCUGUCGUGUGGAACCUAUGGAACGCGCAAAGGUCGUAGCAAUCGGUGUGGGUCGUGACACGUUCACCGUUCUUCAUUUAGAUGAUCGAAAAAAUCGAGCCUAGCGCGCUGAACACGGCGCAUACGGCAGUCCCGGCUCGGGGUGGCGACAUCUUAACGCGAGUGGCGUUCGCCUAG
This is a messenger RNA of Polistes canadensis, 2044 nucleotides long. RefSeq names its product tropomodulin-1 (gene tmod). Gene Ontology annotation, biological process: myofibril assembly; pointed-end actin filament capping. The transcript is spliced from 10 exons. The record is from RefSeq and is a predicted model, not a curated record. Gene Ontology annotation, cellular component: myofibril. Gene Ontology annotation, molecular function: tropomyosin binding. NCBI's taxonomy places the organism in Eukaryota, Metazoa, Arthropoda, Insecta, Hymenoptera, Vespidae. The coding region runs from base 607 to 1971 and encodes 454 amino acids.